Messenger RNA from Blepharisma stoltei, 1660 nucleotides. NCBI's taxonomy places the organism in Eukaryota, Ciliophora, Heterotrichea, Heterotrichida, Blepharismidae. The record is from the annotation of a GenBank genome assembly.
AUGGAUUUUGCUAACGAUCGAGAUUAUUUGCACAAUGAAGUAUCUGCAGCUUGCAACUUAUUACAAUUAGCAUUUGAUGAAGUUCAAAAGCAAGGCUAUAAAAAGCCAAGACGAAAACUUGAUAAUCUAAAAAGUUAUGCGGCAGAAGCAAAAUAUUUAAGCCAUUUAUACUAGGUGAAUAUUUAUGAAAUAUAAAUUUAAAAAAAGCAAAAUUAUUAGAAGUAAUUAUAAUUAUCAGCUUGGCUAAAGACUGGGCUGAAGCUGAAAAUAAGUUGAGAGAUUAUGAAGACAUGGUGGAUAGCCAAAGAAAAGGAAGUUAUACAAGCAAAAUCGAUGAUAUCGGUAAAUGUGACUCUAAUCAAAAAAGAAAUAGUGAAACAUCAUCUAAAAAUGCUUAUAAAUAUCCUAAUCAAGACCUCAGCCAAACAAAAAUUCACAUCAGUGAUUUCUAUAGCAGUUUAGAACAAUCUAGACAAGAAUCUUUGUCAGAUUCUCUCAGCGAAGUACUUUUAAGGAUUCUUUUUCCUCUGCUCACAAAAGUUCGCUCUAUGCAAGAAACCAAACAAUUUUACUCAAGGUUUACAAGAUACCUCCUUAAAAUUUUCGAUCAAGAAAACAAAGAAAUUAAAAAAAUUUUGCUAAUUGAUAAUAUCGCUCAAAAAAAGGCUUUUUAAGGAUAUAAAUUUCGCUUUAUGAGCAAUAAAAUAAUUGAGUUUCCUAUAAAAACAUUAGGAAAAUAUUUAAUUUAAAGGCUUUUUGCCUCAAAGGACAAAUUUUGACCCAAAAAAAGCCAAUACAAAAAUUUAGAGUUUCUGUAAGAGCAGUUAUGGCUGCUUUAAGAAUCAAAAAACUAAUUCCUAAUAAAGAAGAAAAGGUAAAACUUUGUGGGGUUUCUAUCAAUAUGCUGUCAACAAAAAUGGCCAUUCCUAUUCACAGUCCAGCCCCAGCUACUCCAAGAGUAGUAGCUGAUAUCAUGCAUUCUAUGGAAAAAGCCUAUGGAAAACCCAUGAAAGUCCGAUCUAAAUGAAAUGCCUUAAUGUAAAAAAUAAAUAGAGACCAGCAAGCCAAAGUAUGCCGACAAUUUAUGGCUGACAUCAAAUCAAUAAUCCAGCUCCUCCUCAAAGAAAACGUCAAGCAAAAGCACUCCUUAGACAAGCUCAAAGAAAGGUAUCUUUUAAUCAGCUUGCAAAAAUCAGACACAGACCGCGACGAGCUAGAGUCUGCGCUCCAGCGAACAAUUGUGUACACAAAGACGCUGGAGCAAGAAAUCAUUAAUUUAACCCAAGACCCUGAAUAUUUAAGACAGCUAGAAGACGACAGUGAAAUGCUGCUAGAAUUAGAGUCACACAAAAAAGCAUUAAAAGGGCUGACUUCACAAUACAACCAGCUUGAAAGAAAGCUAGAAGACAUAACAAAGGAGAAUAAAGCUUUAAAAAAGAAAAUUGGAGGCAAAAGAGUUGGCUCAAGCAAUUCUCAAGCUUCUUCUAAGCUUGGUAGGACGUCAAAUGAGUCAUCGGUAACGGAUCCCACACUUUUGGAUUCUCAUAGGAAAAUUGCGAUGAAGCUGAAAAACAAUGGGCUUUCUUUGCCAAUAAGCCCAUUUGAGUCAACUCUUAGUGCAGAAGAAAAUACUGAAGAGUGGGUAACAGCGAUACAUUAA